CUUCCUUAGUGGUGUUCCACAACAGCAUUAUUUCAGCCGAGACAAGACCUCAUUAUGGCAAAUAUGGAUCAAAUAGUCAAAAAGCUAAGGGCGAUUUGGACGUUCUCAGCAGAUCGUGUACUUUUACCUUGUGCCUUCUCUUUAAUUUGUUUAAUAGGAUCAUAUGUGAAAGAACAAGACCUCGUCCCGAAGUCAUAUUUCAGUGACACCAAAAAUGUUCUCAACUUAUACUUCGUGAAAGUGUCAUGGGGUUGGACCUUAUUUUUGCUGGUGCCCUUUGUGUUCCUCUCCAAUUCCUUGAAACGGCCGCCCGUGUUUGUGUUGCAGCGGCUUUGCGCUCUCGUGGUGGCCACAGCUGUCUGGUACAUCUGUGUCAACACCUUCGAAAGCAUUGAGGAGGCUACAGGGUCGUGCUAUGAAACCAGCACCAAGGAGGUCGUCCGUGGAGAUAUUACCAGUAAAGGCAUCUGCAGGAAAAAUGGCUUUGUCUGGGAUGGCUAUGACAUAUCUGGACAUAGUUUCAUUCUGUCCUACUCUGCCCUCGUCAUCAGUGAGGAGAUGGCAUCCAUGGUGGAUGAUGCGCCUGGAUUCAGGAAACCGCUGCUGAACGGACUGUAUGUGUCAAUGUCCAUCAUAGUGUACCUCUGGUUGUUUAUGUUUGCCAGCACUUCUGUGUACUUUCACAGCACAAUGGACAAAGUUGUGGGCACGGGCUGUGGACUUCUGGGCUGGUACCUCACAUAUCGGGUCUGGUACCGCAAUCGCCUAUCGCCAGGCCUUCCUCAGAGACAGACCAAGCAACAUGCCUGAGGAACAUAAGCUCACUAACUCGCACUUAUCUUACUACUGCAUUAAAAAAAUCAGACAAAUGGAA
Messenger RNA from Sardina pilchardus (European sardine), 874 nucleotides. RefSeq names its product fat storage inducing transmembrane protein 2 (gene fitm2). The coding region runs from base 55 to 810 and encodes 251 amino acids. Gene Ontology annotation, cellular component: endoplasmic reticulum membrane. Lineage: Eukaryota; Metazoa; Chordata; Actinopteri; Clupeiformes; Clupeidae. Gene Ontology annotation, biological process: lipid droplet organization; lipid storage; phospholipid biosynthetic process. The record is from RefSeq and is a predicted model, not a curated record. The transcript has 2 exons. Gene Ontology annotation, molecular function: coenzyme A diphosphatase activity.